AUGGAGGCCAACAAAAUCUACAAAUGGCAAUGUUAUCUGUUCCAUGAUGUGGACCUUCUACCGGAAGAUGACCGUAAUUUGCACACUUGUCCUACCAAUAAUCCACGGCAUAUGGCAGUAGCAGUGAAUAAAUUUGACUACAAGCUUCACUAUGAAGAGAUGUUUGGCAUGAGCUCGGCACUUACGUUGGAUCAGUUCAAGAGAACGAAUGGAUUUUCAAAUCGAUACUGGGGAUGGGGUGGCGAAGAUGACGACAUGUAUAGGAGGAUCGAAUUUGCUGGAUAUAAGGUAGAGCGGUACAACAACAUCAUUGCUCGUUACACCACGAUCAAACACCUACACGAGCCAAAGUCGAAUCCCACCAAUCCGUCAGUUGGUGCUUCAUUUUUGUAUCAAUCUGAUAUUCCUUGGAGGUGUCGACACAAGUUGCUAGAACAUACGAAAAAGGACUGGAGAAGUGACGGCUUGAACACAUUGGAAUUACAAAGUUGUUAA
Molecule: messenger RNA, 495 nt
Organism: Cooperia oncophora
Lineage: Eukaryota; Metazoa; Nematoda; Chromadorea; Rhabditida; Trichostrongylidae
Source: the annotation of a GenBank genome assembly